Aaosphaeria arxii CBS 175.79 is the source of this 1929-nucleotide messenger RNA. RefSeq lists its product as uncharacterized. The transcript has 2 exons. Bases 1 to 1929 code for a protein of 642 amino acids. Gene Ontology annotation, cellular component: plasma membrane. Gene Ontology annotation, biological process: iron ion transport; copper ion import; intracellular iron ion homeostasis. Gene Ontology annotation, molecular function: ferric-chelate reductase activity. NCBI's taxonomy places the organism in Eukaryota, Fungi, Ascomycota, Dothideomycetes, Pleosporales. The record is from RefSeq and is a predicted model, not a curated record.
AUGCUGUACACCUUCAUCCUGUGGGCAGUCAUUGGUGGCAUCCUCCUCUUCUUCAUCUUCUGGAGGCUGUUCCGACCCCAUCGAGCUCCAACUGCACUUGUGGCAGGAGAGUACAGCAGCAAGCAAAGCUUCUAUUACCGGGCCAGAAGAGCAUUGGCGUCAGGAACGCGACAAUACUUGGGCUCUGAAGGCGUUGGCCGAUUCUUCCCUUACACCACCAAACUCCAGGUUCUCAUCCUCGCCAUCAUUUGCAUCUAUUUGACUAUUUUCUCAUUUGUUGGCAUCGUAUACAAGACCUGGAUCACCCCAAUUAAGGGUAGCGACAAAUUUAAUACUCGGACAGGUCUGGGUGGCUUCAGUGACCGCCUUGGUGCUCUUGCAUAUGCCCUCACGCCAUUGACAAUCGCCCUGUGCUCCCGGGAUUCCAUCCUCAGUCUCUUGACCGGUAUCCCGUAUCAGCAUUUCAACUUUCUGCACCGAUGGACGGGCCGCAUCAUCCUCGUGCAAUCGUUCAUCCAUACCAUCGGAUGGACCAUUAUUGAAGGCAAGCUGUACCAGCCUCAACCCAAGGUCUACACGAACUUCAUCAAGCAGAAGUAUAUGAUCUGGGGAAUCGUCGCUCAGGGUUUCAUCACCUUCUUGUUCGUUUUCAGCCUCAGGCCCGUCAUCCGCUGGACUGGCUACGAGUUCUUCCGUAAGACCCACUACCUUGUAGCUGGACUGUACCUCGGUGCCUGCUGGGGACACUGGAACCAGCUGGCAUGCUGGAUGAUUGCCUCGCUCGGGAUACUCGGCAUUGACCUGGGGCUUCGUUUCGUGCGAGUUUGCGCUAUCCAUCUUGGAUACAAGGACGGCAACCAGGGUAUUGGCUUCCGACCCAUCUCCUCGAAGGUCGAGGUUUUCAAGGAUCCAUCUGGAACGAUCGUGCGCAUGUCUUUCACACACAACCAUCAGCCAUGGAAGAUUGGCCAGCACUUUUACCUGACGUUCCCCGAAUUGAGCAUCUGGCAAUCCCAUCCAUUUACGCCUGCAUCUGUUCCCCCAACGACCCUUGUGCCCCCAACCCAUACAUACAUCAUCCGCGCUCGUAAUGGAGAGACAGGUAAACUCGCCGCCCUUGCAGAGUCCGCUUCACAAGAAAAGGAUACCCCUAUCACAGAGACUCCGGUGGUCCUUCUAGGACCGUACGGACGCUCCGUCCUUGACCACGAAACAUCCAACAUUCUCGCCAUCGCCGGAGGCACAGGUAUUUCUUUCACACUCCCCGUCGUCAUGAACGCCCUCGCCGACCCAACCAACCACACCCAAAACAUCGAAAUGAUCUGGGUAAUCCGCCACAUCGAGAACCUCGCCUGGCUCGCCCCAGAACUCCUCUCCCUCAAAGAACAGCUCUCGCACCCCACCUCCUCACCCAUCCCCUCAUCCUCUGCCGCAUCCACCGACGAAAAAGCGAUCCUAGAACCCACCACCACAGCACACUCCACGAAGCGCUUCCGCAUCCGCAUCUUCGUGACCCGCUCCCCAGAGACACGCACGCACAUCCACCCAGCCGUUGCCCCCUCAUCCGACCCCAACGCCCCCGCCCCACCAACCAAGGAUCUCGAAAUCUCCUCGUCCUCCUCCUCCACCAACUCCUCCGCCAUCAACCACGCCCCCACCCACUCCAACCUCGUCCAGACCCUCCUCACACCACACCCUAACUUCACAGUCACCUGUCUCGACCACACACAUCCAGACAUGUCGACCAUCCUCUCCACCUUCCUCGAUGAGACGGUCGCGAGCGGACGCACGACGGUCGUGGGGUCUGGCCCUGCGAUGCUGGGAACGGACAUCAGGAGGGCUGUUGCGCAGAGGAACGACGUCGGCGGUGUCUGGAGGGGCGACGAAAAGGGAGAUGUGAGCUGUGUUUGGGAUGACCGGUUGGGUUGA